GCGUUAAUGCGCUCUCACGAAGCAGAGAAGCGCCUCACCAAGAAGAUCCGUGACCUUAACACGGAGAUUAGCACCAGCGCACAGAAUGUGCAGACCGCCCUUAGCACGGCGGCUGAGGAUCAGAAGCAGAUCGCCGUCCUCCGGCAGGAGAUUGAGGCGAAGCAAAAGCAGGUUGAGGAGACCAAUCGCAAAGAGGAGCAGACCAAAGAGACCAUCAGCAAGCGGAAGAAUGAGAUUGAAGACCUGAUCUCAAGGAUAGAGCAGGGUGCCGGCAUGUCUGAGGAGCAAGAGUUCCAGCUGAACCAGCUGAUCGGCCAGAGGGAGCAGCUGGAGAAGGAUAAAGAGCUCUUGAAGCAGAAUACCGAGAUGCUUCAGAGGAUCACCCAGGGCCGUCUAGACGAGGUCCAGCACUUGGAGAAAUCGUUGUCGGAGGCCGAGGGACAGAUCUUGGUCAUGAAGGAGAAGAUUGCAGAGAAGCGCGGCGAGGUCGAAGUCGCAAAGCGUCAGAAGGAUGAGUUGGAGCAGAAGAUGAAGGACCUCCGUGAAGAGAAUGACCAGAGACAGGAGGAGUUGGCAGCCGCACGGAGGAAUAUUGCCACGGAGCAGGCAGAGCUGCGGAAGAUCCAGCAGGCGGUAGCGGACACGGAGAAGGAGGAGGAAAGGUUGGAAAGGCGAGUCCACCAGCGGAUGGACGAGAAGCGGAAGCUGGAAGAGAAGCUGGAACAG
Messenger RNA from Symbiodinium pilosum, 726 nucleotides. The record is from the annotation of a GenBank genome assembly. NCBI's taxonomy places the organism in Eukaryota, Dinophyceae, Suessiales, Symbiodiniaceae.